Messenger RNA from Salvia hispanica, 1516 nucleotides. RefSeq lists its product as uncharacterized. Lineage: Eukaryota; Viridiplantae; Streptophyta; Magnoliopsida; Lamiales; Lamiaceae. Gene Ontology annotation, molecular function: oxidoreductase activity. The record is from RefSeq and is a predicted model, not a curated record.
CUAUCGUGUCAUCAACGAAUCCAUGGCUUCAUCGCUCAACUCCUCCGUAAUUCUCGCGUCUCUCCUCGACGCUAGAUGUUCCACUUCCGCCGUCACUCGUUUCCCGUUACACCAGGCGCCGCCGCCGGUAGGCGGCAGGAACCUCGCGGUGCUUUGGAGGUCGAAGAGGAAGAAGAGGAGCAGCAACAGCUUCGUUGUUUUCAGCAAAAAGCAGCAGGAGAACUCGUUGCAGUACAGAAAGCUCGGGGACUCCGACCUCGUAAUCAGCGAAAUCACUCUCGGCACUAUGACUUACGGCGAGCAGAACACGGAGAAAGAGGCUCACGAGCAGCUCAGCUACGCGUUUGAGAGUGGAAUUAAUAUUCUAGACACCGCGGAAAUGUAUCCAGUACCACCGCGAGAAGAGACCCAGGGGAGGACAGACCUGUAUAUCAGUAGCUGGCUGAAGACUCAACCCCGAGACAAGGUUAUUCUGGCAACAAAAGUGUCUGGUUACUCAGAGCGAUCCCGUUAUUUGCGUGACAGUAGAGAGGCUCCGCGAGUUGAUGCUGCUAAUAUCAGGGAAAGUGUGGAGAAAAGUCUUAAACGUCUUAAUACUGAUUACAUCGACUUACUCCAGAUUCACUGGCCAGAUCGGUAUGUUCCAUUAUUUGGGGAAUAUCUGUAUGAUUCUUCAAAGUGGAGGGAAAGUGUACCGUUUGCUGAGCAACUGAGGGGAUUCCAAGAACUCAUUGAUGAGGGGAAGGUGAGGUACAUUGGCGUUUCCAAUGAAACAUCAUAUGGAGUCAUGGAGUUUGUUCAUGCUGCAAAAGUUGAAGGACUACCAAAAAUUGUCAGCAUCCAAAAUAAUUAUAGUAUGCUGGUUAGGUGCAAAUUCGAAACCGACCUGGUUGAAGUGUGCCAUCCAAAAAAUUACAACAUUGGUUUGCUUGCGUAUUCUCCCCUUGCCGGUGGAUCAUUGAGUGGGAAGUAUCUAGACAUCAACUCGGAAGCUGCAAAGAAAGGCAGGUUUAACCUAUUUCCCGGCUACAUGGAAAGAUACAAUAAGUCUUUUUCUAAGGAAGUUACGAUCAAGUACCUCGAGGUGGCAAAGAAACACGGGCUGAGUCUAGUUGAGUUAGCUCUUGCAUUUGCACGAGACCGACCAUUUGUAACCAGCUCGAUCAUAGGCGCCACUACUAUGGACCAACUAAGAGAAGAUAUCGAUGCAUUUUUGACAACUGAGAGGCCUCUGCCUCCUGAGGUGACACAGGAUAUUGAAUCUAUUUUCAAAAAAUUCAAAGAUCCUGCAAUUGACUAGCCUAGUCAAUCCAAACUAUAACCCCUUGUGUUUCUCUGGAUAUUUUCUCUCAGAUUUCAGUGAAAAAACAAUACUGUGAUCAAUAAUCUUCACUAUUCACAUGUAUGCAUGUCAACAUGUGGGAGAAGGCAAUAGUUGAAUAGAGUAUUGUGACUUGAGAUUCUUUUCUUUUUUUGAGGGAACCUUCAAAAUGUGAGAUAGUACUUUUUUGUGUUA